AUGCCAGAUUCCGCAUCCAGGCAGAUUGCCUUUGACGAUGCCGUCCACCCUGCUCGUCAGGACCCGGACCAGAAGAGAGUAGAUGCUGCCGUGUUUGGGUCGGAAAAGGCGCCCAGCAUGGCGCCCAGUGGCCACGACAUCAACGACGAGGAAUGGGCUGCCAACAUUGCCCAACAGGACAUGGGCAGCAACCGCAAGCAAACUUACAGCGGUAUGACACUGGCCUGGCUGGCCUUCCAGUCGACGGGCAUCAUCUACGGCGACAUUGGCACGUCUCCUCUCUACGUCUUCUCCUCCACCUUUUCCGAGUAUCCGUCCUGGGACGACCUCGUGGGCGCGCUCUCGAUCAUCAUCUGGUCGUUGACACUCAUCGUGACGGUCAAGUAUGCCUUCAUCGUGCUGUCGGCCGACGACGACGGCCAGGGCGGCACAUUUGCCCUGUACUCGCUGCUGGCCCGUUACACGCGCAUCACCAGCUAUGGACCGGCCGGCAGCGACAGCGUGCGGAUGGAGCGGUAUCUGACCAACGAGCUGCCGCCGGCUGGCCGCACCAUCCGCAGCGUGAUCGAGAAGUCGCCGGCGAUCCAGUCGGUCCUCAAGAUUGCCGGCGUCCUGGGCGUGUCCAUGGUCAUGGCCGACGGCGUCCUGACACCGGCUCAAUCGGUUCUGGGUGCCAUCCAGGGCAUCCUGGUUGUUCGUCCGGAUCUGGGCACAUCCACCAUCGUCGGUGUCACCUGUGCCAUCCUCGUCAUCCUCUUCGCCCUCCAACCGUUCGGCACCGCCAAGCUCGGCACCGCCUUUGCCCCCAUCGUCACCGUCUGGCUGAUCUUCAACGCCUGUGCCGGCAUCUACAACCUGGCCCGACACGACCACUCCGUGCUCAAGGCCUUCAGCCCGUAUUUUGCCUUUGAGUACCUCAUCCGCAACGGCGAGCGCGGCUGGCGCAGCCUCGGUGGCCUCCUGCUGGCCUUCACCGGCGUCGAGGCCCUGUUUGCCGACCUGGGCGCCUUCAGCAAGCGUGCCAUCCAGAUCUCGUGGCUCUGCCUGGUCUAUCCCUGUCUGCUGCUGGCUUACAUCGGCCAGGCAGCCUACAUCUCGGCUGACACGGCUCAGGUCGCCUACAAGAACCCGUUUUUCUACACCGUGCCACCUGGCUCUCUCGUCAUCUCUAUCCUCGCUGCCAUCGUUGCAUCCCAGGCCAUGAUCACCAGCACGUUCCAGCUCCUGAUCCAGGUCAUGCGACUGUCCUACUUCCCGCACAUCAAGGUGGUGCACACGAGCAAAAAGUUUCACGAGCAGGUCUACGUGCCCAUGGCCAACUGGCUGAUGUUGAUUGGUACUGUCAUCGUCGCGGCCGUCUACAACAACACUACCUCUCUCGGCAAUGCCUACGGUGUCUGUGUGAUUGGGGUGACCUUUCUGACCACCUGCAUGGUCACACUCGUGGCACUCAUCGUCUGGCGCCUGCCGGUCUACGUGGUGGUGCCCAUCUUCCUCGCCUUUGUGUCCCUCGAUGGUGCGUACAUGUCGUCGGUCCUGACCAAGGUGCCGCGGGGAGCUUGGUUCACCAUUGUGCUGUCGGCCAUCCUGAGCUCUAUCUUCAUCCUCUGGCGCUUCGGCAAGGAGGCCCAAUGGACGGCCGAGGCUACAGACCGGCUGCCACCCACAGCCCUUUUGACCAACACGCCGAACAGCCGGAAUCCAGACGGGACACUGCGGCUGGCAAGCGAGUUUGGCCACACGCCUCUGGCCACAGUGCCGGGACUCGGCAUCUUCUUCGACAAGCCGGGCGAUGGCGCCUCUGUUCUGCCGCCGGCAUUUGCCCACUUUGUGCGCAAGUUUGCUUCGCGGCCGGCCGUCGUUAUUUUCUUCCACAUGCGUCCGCUGCCCGUUGCCAGCGUCCCGCUGUCGGAGCGCUACGUGGUCAUGCGCGUGGGCUCCAACGCGCAGAGCCGCGCGGUGCUGCCCAACUGCUACUCUGUCAUUCUGCGCCACGGCUACACUGACGAUGUCCUGCAUCCCGACAUGGCUCACGACCUGGUCGUGCAGAUCGAAAAGGCCGUGUCGCGCAUCAUCCGCCACAACGGCCCGUCGCCCGCGACUGUUGACAUCACCAUGGCCACCAUGUCCGACCUCGAUCUCGCAGCUUCGCCUGCCGACGACAACGCCGUCUCGCAAGAGCUGGAGACCCUGCACGAGGCCGCCCUGUCCCAGGUCGUCUACAUCUUCGGCAAGGAGGUGCUGCGUGUUCGGAAGCCGGUGGCCGGAAAGGCCCGCUGGGGUUUGAAGCGGUGCACACGCAACAUGCUGCUCGAGCUAUAUCUGUGGAUCCGGGAGAACUCGCGCACCAAGCUGGCCGACCUGGACAUUAAUGUAGACCGGCUGGUUGAGGUUGGCUUUGUCAAGGAGAUCUGA
Messenger RNA from Grosmannia clavigera kw1407, 2415 nucleotides. RefSeq names its product potassium transporter 8. The transcript has 5 exons. NCBI's taxonomy places the organism in Eukaryota, Fungi, Ascomycota, Sordariomycetes, Ophiostomatales, Ophiostomataceae. The record is from RefSeq and is a predicted model, not a curated record. Gene Ontology annotation, molecular function: potassium ion transmembrane transporter activity. Gene Ontology annotation, cellular component: membrane. Gene Ontology annotation, biological process: potassium ion transmembrane transport. The coding region runs from base 1 to 2415 and encodes 804 amino acids.